Molecule: messenger RNA, 2901 nt
Organism: Rubroshorea leprosula
Lineage: Eukaryota; Viridiplantae; Streptophyta; Magnoliopsida; Malvales; Dipterocarpaceae
Source: the annotation of a GenBank genome assembly
CUCUUAAUCUUGACAAAAAUUUCUCACAAUUUCUCUCUUUUUUUUCUCUCUCAAGAACUCUCCAUUAAUUUCUCUUGCUUUCUGCCCACUCUUGCUUGCCCAUUGCCUUUGCAUACAUGAGAAUUUAUAGUGAAAAAUACAACACUCAUUAAAUGGAUCAACAUGCAAUCUUGCAUGAUUUCAACAAAACAAUCCUAACCUACUACUAGCUAGGCCGAUUAUCUUGUGAUGGUUGUUAACCCCUCUACUUCCGGUUCUAUUCUGACUUUUGCUUCUGGCUCUGUUUCGGUCCUUGCUUCAGGUUCUAUUCCGGUCACUGCUUCUGGCUCUGUUCUGGUCACUGCUUUCAGCUCUGUUCCGGUCACUGCUUCCAACUUUGUUCCGAUCUCUGCUUCUGGCUUUGCUCUGAUCUCUGCUUCCGGCUUUGUUUCGUCCUCUGCUUCCGGCUCUGUUCCGAUUUUUGCCUCUAAUGGUUCUUCUGUUGAUGAUGCGGGUGUCCUUCCCUCUUCUUCUGAGCCGGAGUUCUUUGAUAUUUUUCGCCUUCCCCUCAAUGCGGAUGGGAAGUUUGUUGUGAAGGGCGCUUUAUGUCAUGUGGAGAAGGAUCCCGUGGUUCCUUCCAUUCCUACAGAGGUUCCUUUGAUUUCUUCUUCAAAGGGUGGAAAAGUUGUUCUUCCUCUAGGCUCGACGAAGGUGUUCUGUGAUCUUGACAAAGUGUCUUGGGUUACCAGUAGUUGUGAUGUGGAUGAAAUUAGGGAGAUUUAUAGAAAGAACUUGAUGGAUCUGCAGGUCCUUCGUACUACUAUUGUUGAGGUUCUGCUUUCGGUAGAUGAUUAUAAGGCUGUCCAUAAGUUUGUUACCGAACCAUCUGUGAGCAUUGCAGAGUUGAUUGUUCGUGAGAAUUUGAUUGAUGCGGGUGUCUGGGUUCCUGGUUCUUGUGACUCCUACUCUGAUUUUCUUGUUCCUUUGGUUCCUUCUAGCUUUGAGGGUUCUCCGAAGCCUGAACGAUCCUUAAAACGGAAGACUAGUGAAAAGAGUCCGACUGCUAUUCCUAGUUCUUUUCUUGGUUUUGCUGAUGGCAUAAAUACCUUUGCUAUUUUGAGUCGUUCUGCCAAGAUUGAAAAGCUUGAGAAGGUUGAUAGAACUGUGAAGACCGAGAAAAUAUUGGCUGAGGAAGUUGAGAAGGCUGCUGGUAAGUCUAAGGGGGUUGUUCCUCAAAGGGCGCCUUUAGUUGUGAGGAGGUCUAAGAGAUUGAAAAGUACUUCUUUUAAAGCAACUUCCACAAGUGGUUCUGAUAAGGGUGUGGCGGAGGGUUGUGUUAUUGAGGUUGAUAAGGAGGUUCCUGCUUCCUUUGUUUUUCCUGAUGAUGAGUUGCAACAGUUCUUUUCAGAGGGGAGACUCUUGAUUUCUUCUUUUAUGGACUUUAUUGUUAGGAAAAGCUUUUCUAAGCCUUUGACGAGGUUGCCUUUGAAAGAUGUCGUCCGCCCCGAUAAGGAAGAUUCCUCUUAUCGUGCUGCUGCUGAUUUGUCUGAGAUGCGGGAGAGGAGCAAGGAUCUAUUAAACUUGUGCCGCCAGCUUCAUUUUGAGAAAACAACAUUGAGAGCUAAUUCUAUCGAGGUUGAGAGGUUGAAGAAAGAGCUAACUAUGCUCCAGGAAUGUUAUGAUUUGUUGAAGAAAGAGAAAGAACUUUUCUCUUCUUCUACUGCUGCUGAAAAAGCGUCUUUGGAGUCCUCUGUUUUGGCUUUGCAACGACAGUUGGGUGAUCUUUCUUCUGUGAAUUCUGCUUUGGAGAGGUCCGUCUCAGAUCUGAAGGUGCAGGUUUCCUCUCUACAAGCUUCGUUUUCUUCCAUCAUUCAGUCUUUUAAGGAGUCUCUUGAAGGUAAAGCCUUCGCUCUUUCUAGUAGUUUGGGUUAUUUUAAUCUUGCUGUCAAGCUUAUCAAGUUGCUGCUCCCUCGUCGUGGGCUGAUUGUGUCUGACCGUCUUGCUGAGUUUAAGGAUAUGGAUGUUGCUGCAUUGAUUCAUGCUGAUCCAGAUUUGAAGAGAACUUAUGAUCAGGGUCCUAGUGCUAUUUUUCUGGAUGAUUCUCCUAGGCAAGCAUCUGAAGGUACUGGUAGCUCCUGGGAUGUGGGAGAUUCUGCCAUAGCUGUCUAUAGCAGGGGUAGCUCUGUUGAUGUGGAGGUUUCAUAGGGUGCCUCCCCUUCUUCGCCUGCAUAGCGAGCCUGGGAACUGCAGAUAUAUUGGACUUGUUUUUUGUUUGUCUUGGGUUUUUUGUCAUGCCUUGCGUUGUGCUUCUUAUCAAGACUAUAUAUAUGGAAAAUAUGUUUUCUUAUUUUCUGAAAUUUGCCUUAACCUCUGUGGUGCAUUUUGCAUGGCUUUUAUUUGGGUAUUUAUGUACAUCCAAAUUUGCUCGCAGCUUUUUGCUUGUCUGUGUAACUUCUGCUUGGGUAUUUAAUGUACAUCCAAACUUGCUCACAGCUUCUUUUUGCUUGCGUAACUUUUGCUUUGAUAUUUAUGUACAUCCAAACUUGCUCGCAGCUUAUUGUUGGUCUGUGCAACUUCUGCUCGGGUAUUUAAUGUACACCCAAACUUGCUCACAGCUUCUUUUUGCUUGCGUAACUUUUGCUUGGAUAUUUAUGUACAUCCAAACUUGCUCGCAGCUUAUUGUUUGUCUGUGCAACUUCUGCUUGGGUAUUUAAUGUACACCCAAACUUGCUCACAGCUUCUUUUUGCUUGCGUAACUUUUGCUUGGAUAUUUAUGUACAUCCAAACUUGCUCGUAGCUUAUUGUUUGUCUGUGCAACUUCUGCUUAGGUAUUUAAUGUACACCCAAACUUGCUCACAGCUUCUGUAACUUUUGCUUGGAUAUUUAUGUAUAUCCAAACUUGCUCACAGCUUAUUAUUUGUC